Meriones unguiculatus (Mongolian gerbil) is the source of this 3593-nucleotide messenger RNA. RefSeq names its product interferon-inducible GTPase 1-like. Gene Ontology annotation, molecular function: GTPase activity; nucleic acid binding; GTP binding. Gene Ontology annotation, cellular component: endoplasmic reticulum membrane. The record is from RefSeq and is a predicted model, not a curated record. The coding region runs from base 158 to 2329 and encodes 723 amino acids. NCBI's taxonomy places the organism in Eukaryota, Metazoa, Chordata, Mammalia, Rodentia, Muridae. The transcript is spliced from 2 exons. Gene Ontology annotation, biological process: defense response; cellular response to interferon-beta.
GUUCUAAUGAAUUAACCUGAACCUGCUGCUUGCCAUAGUGGAAGCAGGGAUGGGUUUCAAGUGAGCCUGGAGCAGAGUGGAGUGCUGCCUGCCGCUGAACUACAGUGUGUGAAUCCAGUGGACACCGGAUUUCCUGUGCCUUCAUUUGCUCACUGUCAUGAGUCAGAUGUCCUCUGAUACACCCAAAGAUGAAGACUUGUCCUCCAGCUUCACUGAAUAUUUUAAGAAGUUUAAGGCAGAAAACAAACUCCAGGGAGCCAUCACUUCAAUUGAGUUACACCUGGCACAAGGAAAUAUUUGGAAGGCAAAUGCGGCAAUUACUGAUGCAUUAAAAGAAAUUUCUAGAACCCCACUGAAUGUUGCUGUGAUAGGAGAGUCUGGAACAGGGAAGUCCAGUUUCAUCAACGCCUUCCGAGGGGUUGGGCAUGAAGAGGAAAAUGCAGCUCCAAUUGGGGUGGUGGAGACAACUAUGAAGAGAACUCCAUACAAAUACCCCACCAUCCCGAAUCUAGUUAUUUGGGACCUUCCUGGGAUUGGAACCACAAAUUUCCCACCAAAAACUUAUCUGGAGAAAGUGAAAUUCAAUGAGUAUGACUUCUUCAUUAUUGUUUCUGCCACACGCUUUAGGAAAAAUGAUAUAGACCUCGCCAAAGCAGUCAGCAUGUUACAGAAGGAUUAUUACUUCGUGAGGACCAAGGUGGACACAGAUUUAGAAAAUGAAAAGAGGUACAAACGUACCUUUGACAGAGAAAACUUCCUGCAGCAGAUCCAAAACCAUUGUGUGAAUAUGUUUAAAAAGCAUGACCUUGAGGUGCCACCGAUUUUCUUGAUCUCAAACAGGAAUUUAUCUGACUAUGAUUUCCCGAUCCUGAAGGAAACGCUGAAACACAAACUUUCUACUCACGCACAUCAAAACUUCAUGCUUUCCUUGCUUAAUAUUACGGAGGCAGCCAUUGAAAGAAAGCCCAAGUCUAGGCAACUGUCUGUCUGGUUGGAAGCCAUAAAGGAUGAAAUUUGGGGGGCUGUUCCUAUAGUGGGCAUCCUCAAGGACAGUGACAUGGAGAAGUUGAAGGCAAGUUUAAACCACUAUGGAAUUCUCUCUGGGGUGGAUGAUGAAUCCUCGGAAUUCAUGGCAAAGGAUGCCCAGGUGCCUAUUGAAGGACCGAAGAAAAUUGUAGAAGGUCCUUCUUGGUUGGAAACUAAGAAAAGGAAAACAUUAAAAGGAAUGCACUUAGAAAAUGUGGAGAAGAGUUUCCUAGGUAGAGGGAGCAGAGAGUUGACCCCAGGGAGCCCUGAGAACACCGCUGCCACUGCCGACCUAGUCACCAUCACACCCUGGGAGGAGCCUUUGCCUCUGGCCCCAGACACCACCAUGGCAACCAUGAGCAGCAAGGCCCUGGGCAGUGGUGCGGGCACUGGUGGCCCUGGAGGCCUCACGUCAGCAGCAACCUCCAGCGGGGACAAGAAGGUCACUGAAAGGAAGGUUUUGGGAACAGUAAAAUGGUUCAAUGUGAGGGACGGAUAUGGCUUCAUCAACAGGAAUGACACCAAGGUAGAUGUAUUUGUACACCAGACUGCCAUAAAGAAGAAUAAUCCCAGGAAGUACCUUCGCAGUGUUGGAGAUGGAGAGACUGUGGAGUUUGAUGUUGUUGAAGGAGAAAACGGUGUGGAGGCAGCAAAUGUUACAGGCCCUGGCGGAGCUCCAGUUCAAGGCAGUAUAUAUGCAGCAGAACGUAAUAGACGACACCCACGUCGUAAGGGUCCUCUGCGCAAUUGCCGGCAAAACUACCAGAAUAAUGAGGGUGAGGAAAAGAAUGCGGGAUCAGAAAGCGGUGCUGAAGACCAGGCCCAACAAUGCCAGCCCUAUCUCAGGCAGAGGCCCUGUGGGUUUCGACCACAGCGUUCCAACCCUCCUGUGCAAGGAGAAGUGAGAGAGGGUGCUGACCACCAGAGUGCAGGAAAGCAAGGACGACCAGUGAGACAGAAUAUGUAUCGGGGUUACAGACAACGAUCCCACAGGGGCCCUCCUCCCCAAAGACAGCCUAGAGAGGACAGCCAUGAACAGGUCGAAGAAAAGCAAGGAGAUGAGACCCAAGGUCAGCAGCCACCCCAACGUCAGUAUCGCUGCAACUUCAAUUACCGACGCAGACGCCCAGAGAACCCUAAACCACAAAAUGGCAAAGAGACAAAAGCAACCAACCCACCAGCUAAAAUUGUGUUCACUCCCAAGGCUGAGCAGGGAGGGCCAGAAAAAAUGGCGGCUUACCGUCUCAACCAUCAUCGGGUUUGGUCAUCCAACAAGAAAAAAAUGAAUAUGAAAUCCCAGUAAUAAGAAAUGAACAAGGAUUGGAGCUAAAAGACCUUAAGUGCUUGCUUUUUGUCAGUUGACCAGAUAAAGUAGAACCAUCUGCAUAAUCUAUGCAGCAUGGGCUUUUGUUCUUUCUACCUAAAGAUGUCUAUUUUUGGUAAUGACAAACGUGUUUUUAAGGAGAAAAAAAAAAAGGAGGGGGCCGGGUUUUUCUGAAUACACCGUUUUUAAAUUGUUUCAUAACUGGUCAGUGUGAGAUUUUUAGGAACUUCAUUUUUAAUUUGUAAUAAAAGUUUACAACUUGAUUUUUAAAAGUCAACAAACUGCAAGCACCUGUAAAUAAAGGUCUCAAAUAUAACUGUAAAAAAAUAUAUGUGUGUGUGUGUAGAAAUUUGCCUCAGCUGAAAGUAAAGACAGGUCUUCACUUUAGGAAAAUCUUUUACUUGCAACUUCACUUUCUUGACACAGGGACUGAAGAUACCAACAUUCUCUUUAGAGAGACACAUUCAAGAAACUAGUUCAGACCAGUUCACACUAGGCAUGGAGCUGCACAUCUUUUCUUUUAACCCUAGGAUUCCACUCAGGAGGCAGAGGCAGGCACAUGCCUGUGAGUUUUAAGUCAGCCUGGUCUACAUAGAAAAUUCUACCUAGACCUGCAUAGUGAGACCCUGCCUCAAAUAAGAAAGACAAUAAAAACUAACAAGAAACUGGUUCAAUCUCAAUUCACCCACAGCCACUGACCAAAACCACACCUGGUGGUUAAAACCAGAGAGUCAUUAUCCGAUCUGCUAACACCAUGAGAACCUAAUGAUAAAGCCCAUGAACCUGAAAUAUAACGAAAUCCUCCCGCUAUGUUCUCUCACUCACUCCUUUCUGACUCUCAAAUAGACACAUGAAGGCACACAUGCAUACAUUCACACAUGCACAUACAUGCAUACACACACAUUCACCUGAACCUUACCUGCUCCUGUUCUUACCAAGCAUGUCUUAGAGAGCGACUAGCAAGGCUUAUAGAUCCUCUCAACAGGAAGACUUCAAGAGCAAAGUAGAAAGAAGCCAUAACUACAGAUCAUGAGUUUGUUAGUGAACAACCAACUCUUGAAACUCCUGUCACAAUCUGUCCAGGGAUAAUAACUAAAGACUGUUUAUAAUUCUGCACCAGGACCAGUGAAUGGCCCUGAGAUCCCUCUGGCUUACUGCCAUUGCCUACUUUCGUUGUGAUCACGAAGAACUGCUUUCAUCCAUACAUGGCACCAUAAAAUAUUUGAUAAAUUGUUGAUUAAAA